AUGGCUGCCGAGUAUUUGCAAUUAGUGCCACAAGCACUGCAUAGAAGAGCUGUUUUCGGCAUAGAAGGGCUCGAAGGAUCAUUAUCUGGGAUGCCCAUGGCUGAAAUGGUGAAACUGCUGUUGACCUUGGGAUUCCAUGAAGAUAGGCAACAGUGCGCAACUGAUCUCGAUCCUAAAAUUGCAAGGCUCACAGAGGUAGGAGUAGAAGUCAUAACAAUUGCCACAGGCUUUGCAGCUAGACUCUUCCUUAUUGAUGCUUAG
Molecule: messenger RNA, 261 nt
Organism: Dovyalis caffra
Lineage: Eukaryota; Viridiplantae; Streptophyta; Magnoliopsida; Malpighiales; Salicaceae
Source: the annotation of a GenBank genome assembly